AUGAGAAAUGAGGCGAUUGGGAAGAAGGGGAGAGAAAGAGGGAGAAAGAGGCGGCUGUUGUGGUACUGGCUGGCGUGCGCCGCUCUAGGCGCUGCUGCUGCGCGGGCUACCGGUGGUGCUGGCGCUACUGCAGGCUGCCUUGCAGCUACUGGUGGCCUGGGAUUCUGCCGGUCUGCUGGCGGAGAGACGAGAGAGGGGGGAGGAUUGCUAGUCGGAAAAAAGGAGAGAGGGAAGAGGAGCAACGGGAGAGGGAGAAGAAGAGGGAAAGGGAGAGAAGACCAAAACGAGAGGGAGAAGAGGAGAAGAGGAGGGGGACAACUGCCGGAAAAGGGAGAGACAAGAAGGAGGCAGAGAGAGAAUGAGGAGAAGAGAGGUAGGACGACGGGGAGAGAGAACGGCGGAGGGAAGCGGAGCGUCGCCGCCUAUGAUGGUGGCGUCUUCGCCGGAGCACACAGAGAGAGGGAGGGCGGCGACUCUCGUUUUUGGAGAAGAGAGGGAGAGGAAAGGGAAUAG
Molecule: messenger RNA, 513 nt
Organism: Solanum pennellii
Lineage: Eukaryota; Viridiplantae; Streptophyta; Magnoliopsida; Solanales; Solanaceae
Product: dehydrin Rab18-like
Exons: 1
Coding region: 1-513 (170 amino acids)
Source: RefSeq, a predicted model, not a curated record